AUGGCAGGUGAUACGCGAGAUUCUGCUUCCACACCCUCCCCCAUCACCUCCCAUCCUCAACCUCGAGGGCCUCCGCCCGGCGAAACCUCACCACCUCCCCACGUUCAGUCCCCCCCCAAGAUCUACGAAGUAUUUACUGGCCCACCCCCAAAUGCGAAUGCGCUUCCGCAGGGCUCCGGCCAGAAUACUGCAGGAGGACAUGCAAAAAUGCCAACUUUGUCCGAGGGAAUCAAGACGGUACGGCUGGAGGAUUUCAAACAAAUGUAUAUGUAUCCCUGUGUAAGAGAGAGCCUGCUCAUGGGUAUUGGAGGCGGCUUUGGGAUGGGAGGAAUCAGAGCUUUAUGGGGCGCCCGAAUACCCAAAGCCGCCAAUUGGGCCGUAGGAACAUUCAUCUUCGCAGCGUUCGCCAACUACGAAUUCUGUCAGUACCGGCGCAUGAUAGAGAAAGCCCAUAUGAAGCGUGCCGUCGAGAUAAUCGACCGGAAGAAGGCCGAGAAGGAGGCCGCGGCCCAGGCGAAGCGGGAAGAGAGGAGGCGGCUGAAAGAGGAGGCGGACAACAAAGCAGAAGAAUCCGGUAACAAAAGCCGCUGGAGGUUUUGGUAA
Venustampulla echinocandica is the source of this 603-nucleotide messenger RNA. RefSeq names its product Cytochrome c oxidase protein 20, mitochondrial. Gene Ontology annotation, biological process: mitochondrial respiratory chain complex IV assembly. The transcript is spliced from 2 exons. Lineage: Eukaryota; Fungi; Ascomycota; Leotiomycetes; Helotiales; Pleuroascaceae. Gene Ontology annotation, cellular component: mitochondrion; mitochondrial inner membrane. The coding region runs from base 1 to 603 and encodes 200 amino acids. The record is from RefSeq and is a predicted model, not a curated record.